AUGCAUCUUCCGGGCUUGGGGGCUGUGGGGGACUGUCCCUUGGCUGUGGCUCACUCGGCUUACGAGCAAAACGCCUUCGAUGAAGCUGCUUUCAACUUCCUUCUUGCAGAGGCUGGCCACGAGGCGUCGCAAAGUAACUUGGCUUUCUUGUUGGAUGCGGGCCUGACUGACAUCUUCUUUGACGUGUUUGUGAGCCAGGCUUUGAGGAGAGAACCGGGAUUAACAGAUAGAGCAUUCAUUGUCGCAGCCCAACGGGGCCCUGGACAAGCAGCACAAGCCAGGGAGCAGCAGCACUGGCAGUCACGGGAACGGCAGCAGCAGCAGCCGCAGCAGCAGCCGCAGCAGCGGCAACAGCAGCAGCAGGAGCAGCCGGCUAUGCCGCAGCAAAAGCAACAGCAACAGCAACAGCAGACGGCUAUGUCACAGCAACAGCAGCAACAACAGCCGGAUGUGAAACAGCAAAUGCAGCAACAGCAACAGCAGCUGGCUAUGCA
This is a messenger RNA of Eimeria acervulina, 494 nucleotides long. RefSeq lists its product as hypothetical. The transcript has 4 exons. The record is from RefSeq and is a predicted model, not a curated record. Lineage: Eukaryota; Apicomplexa; Conoidasida; Eucoccidiorida; Eimeriidae. The annotation marks the transcript as partial.